AUGUACAGAGGCCUCCUCAGCUGCUCCUUCAAGUAUCUGGCCAUCCGCUACCCUCUCCGUUCCAGGGAGAUGAGGACCCAUCGUAACGCCCUGACGUCCAUCUGUGUGGUGUGGGGUUUGUCCCUGGUCUUCUCUGGCCCGUACCUGAGCUACUACCGACAGAUGGACCUGCACGGCACCGUGGUUUGCAUCCCCGCCUGGCAGUUCCAGGACAGGCGCCUUAUGGACGUCUGCACCUUCUUCUUCGGCUACCUCAUCCCUGUCCUCAUCCUCAGCCUGACCUACGCCAGAACCAUCCGCUACCUGUGGACCACAGUGGACCCCAUGAAGGACAUGUCUGAGUCCAGGAGAGCAAAGAGGAAAGUCACCAAGAUGAUUAUUAUCGUAGCGGUGCUCUUCUGCCUCUGCUGGCUUCCCCAUCACCUGGUUAUACUGUGUAUGUGGUUUGGUCACUUUCCGCUAAACCACACCACCUAUAUACUCCGUAUUCUCUCUCACCUGGUGGCCUAUGCUAACUCCUGCCUCAACCCUAUAGUGUAUGCCCUGGUGUCCAAACACUUCCGGAAGGGAUUCCGGAAGGUGUUUGACUGUGUGUUGGGUAAGAGGGUGGUGAACCGGGUGCAUGUGUUUCAGGCUGCGCAUGUGGUCAGCACGGUGGAGGUGGGGUCCAGUGAGACGUCCAAUCAGACCCUGGGGUCACAGCGUGGAGAUAGUGUCGGACUGACCACAUCUGGGGCCCUGGGCAAGAAGAAUUUGGAGGCCCCGCUCAUGGCAGUGGAGAGAUUUUCUUUUUAA
Molecule: messenger RNA, 795 nt
Organism: Oncorhynchus mykiss (rainbow trout)
Lineage: Eukaryota; Metazoa; Chordata; Actinopteri; Salmoniformes; Salmonidae
Source: RefSeq, a predicted model, not a curated record